AUGCAUAUGGAACCAAAAGUCGACUCGGCCUCCAUCCCGGAAGGAGGCCUAAUUGGCAACCUCGUGGUAGCAGGCAGUUUUAGCGCUAUCAUGGGUGGAUUAGGCCUGAUGAACAGCAUUGGAAUUUAUCAAGCCUGGAUCUCAACGCACCAACUGUCAAACAUUAGCGAAGGUCAAAUCGGGUGGAUCUUCGGUAUCUACAACUUCCUCGUCUUCUUCUGUGGAAUUCAAAUUGGUCCUAUCUUCGAUAUCAAAGGCCCUAGACUAUUGAUGUGGAUUGGUUCUAUCCUGUUGGUCCUCACAUUCGUUCUUAUGGGCUUUUGCACUCAGUACUGGCACUUCUUAAUUGUCAUUGGUAUACUUGGAGGAAUGGGAACAUCAUUCAUAUUCAUUGUUCCAGUAGCCAGUAUCGGGCACUUCUUCCUCAAGCGCCGUGGUGCAGCGACUGGUCUUGCGCUGGCAGGUGGAAGCAUCGGCGGCGUGAUAUUCCCCUUGGUGCUGCAGAACCUUGCCCCAGAGAUUGGGUUUGCAUGGGCCAGUCGAGUCGUCGGUUUAAUCACACUCAUUCUCCUGAUCCCCGGUCUGAUCUUUGUGCGCGCGAACUUCCCUCCGUCCAAGGUUCCCGCGGCGCCAUCUCUCAAGGUCUUCCUGCCUGAUCUGACUAUUCUCAAAGAUCCUAUUCUUGCACUGACGACUAUCGGUGUCUUCUUCAUUGAAUGGGGAUUCUUCAUUCCACUUGAGUACAUUGCUUCUUAUUCAAUUGCGAGUGGAAUAUCCCCUCGCAUGUCAUAUCUGAUGGUUGUCUUCCUAAAUGCGGGAUCCUUCCCUGGACGAUGGCUUCCGGGAAUCGUUGCCGAUCGAAUUGGACGGUUCAACACAUUGAUCUUGACCAACAUUCUUUGUCUGAUCUCUGUACUGGCUAUUUGGAUGCCCGCAAACGGAAACAUUGUUGCUGUGAUCAUCUUCUCUGUUGUAUUUGGAUUUGGAAGUGGUAGCAACAUCAGCCUGGUCCCUGUUUGUGUUGGAGAAUUGUGUCCAGUGGAAAAUUAUGGACGGUACUAUACCACUGUGUAUACUAUUGUCAGCUUUGGUGCAUUGACCGGAGUACCGAUCGCAGGAGAAAUCAUCCACCGUUGCGAGGGGGCAUAUUGGGGCCUGAUCUCAUUUGCCGGCUGCUCUUAUGCUGCUGGGCUGAUCUGCUUCAUUUCUGUGAAAAUUCUCCAAAACAAGAAAGCAAAAAAGGAGGUGAAGGUUGAAGUGGCGGAGGAAAAAGUUGAGGUGUCGGGUGUUUAG
This is a messenger RNA of Penicillium brevicompactum, 1293 nucleotides long. RefSeq names its product Major facilitator superfamily domain general substrate transporter. Gene Ontology annotation, molecular function: transmembrane transporter activity. Gene Ontology annotation, cellular component: fungal-type vacuole membrane. Gene Ontology annotation, biological process: transmembrane transport. The record is from RefSeq and is a predicted model, not a curated record. Bases 1 to 1293 code for a protein of 430 amino acids. NCBI's taxonomy places the organism in Eukaryota, Fungi, Ascomycota, Eurotiomycetes, Eurotiales, Aspergillaceae. The transcript has 2 exons.